GGGCGAGGCGAGGCGGGAGGAGGAAGAAGAAGAGAGAGGGAAGCAGAGGAGGCCCAGGCCGCCCGGCGCUCCUGCCUCCUCCCGGCCCGCGCUUUGUCCGCGGCAGCCGCCGCCAGCGCGGAUGCGAGAGCCGACAUUCUUCUGCUAAGCUCUUGCACUGUGGCAUGUCUUAUGUCUGUUUCAGAGCUUCUUCAUCCUUUCCAGGCUCUGACACAAUUUUGAGGAAGUGCGAGUUUCUGCUAUUACCAGAUGUCUCCUGUUUAAAAUACCUGUUUCCCUUGGGCUAUUAACCCUGAGACAUCUGGUGGCAAAUACUGAGCUCAGGAUUGGUACUGGCCUUUCCGUCAGAUGGAGACUUUGGAGGAAAACAGCAAUCUCCUUGGUUUGCAGGCAGACAGCAACAUGGAGCAGCCAUUCACUGUCAGCUCAUUGAGAAAGCUGGUGGCUAUUCCUGACCACACAGACAUCUCAGUGAGCCCGGAGGAGCGGGUGCGUGCCCUGAGCAAGCUGGGCAGCAACAUCAGCAUCAACGAGGACAUCACCCCGCGGCGGUACUUCCGCUCGGGGGUGGAGAUGGAGCGCAUGGCCGCCGUCUACAUGGAGGAGGGCAACCUGGAGAACGCCUUCGUCUUCUACAACAAAUUCAUCACGUUGUUUGUAGAAAAGCUGCCCAGUCACCGAGACUAUCACCAAUGUGCAGUACCAGAAAAACAAGAUAUUAUUAAGAAAUUGAAGGAGGUUGCAUUCCCACGGACAGACGAACUGAAAAGAGAUCUUUUAAAAAAAUAUAACUUAGAAUAUCAAGAAUACAUGCAACACAAAAACAAAUGUAAAACCGAAUUUCUGAAGAAACUGGAGCACCAAAAGCUAAUAGAGGCAGAGAAGAAACGAAUCGCACACAUGCGGCAGCAGCAGCUCGAAUCAGAGCAGUUUCAGUUCUUUGAGGAUCAACUUAAGAAGCAAGAGCUAGCUCGAGAUCAGAAAAUCAAAGAGAGUGUGGUUAUGUCUGAACAGAUAGAUGGAAGUAUGCUGUCUUGUGUUUCUGUACCAGAGAACAGCUCUUUAUCUGCAGCACUGCUGGAGAAAAAGGAGAGGCGCAGUACCUCUGGCUGUGCUGGACAUUCGCCGCCCAUGGAACGGGUCUUAAAGCCAGCAGCUACUCUAAGUGCUGUUCAGACUCAACUGGCCGAAGCACUCAGAGGUGUCAUUUUGCCCAGGGAUCUCUGUCACAAAUUUCUGCUGCUGGCAGAGGCAAAUACAGUAAGAGGAAUAGAGACAUGUGGAAUUCUCUGUGGAAAACUGACUCAUAAUGAAUUUACUAUUACACAUGUAAUAGUGCCAAAGCAAACUGCAGGACCAGACUACUGUGACAUGGAGAACGUGGAAGAAUUAUUUGGUAUUCAGGAUCAGUAUGAUCUCCUCACUUUGGGUUGGAUCCAUACACAUCCAACACAAACUGCAUUCUUAUCCAGUGUUGAUCUCCAUACUCAUUGUUCUUAUCAGCUAAUGUUGCCAGAGGCCAUUGCAAUUGUUUGUUCACCAAAGCAUAAUGACACUGGCAUCUUCAGACUGACUAAUGCUGGCAUGCUAGAAGUUUCUGCUUGUAAAAAGAAGGGAUUCCAUCCACAUACAAAGGACCCUAGGUUAUUUAAUCCAUGUACCCAUGUGGUUGGGAAAGACAUAAAGAUAAUCGUGCUGGAUCUGAGGUGAUACGGAUGGACCACAACAAUGUACUCUACAAAAGGCCAAAAGAGAAAAAUGGAUUCCUGUUUUUUCCUACAUUUUCAGAAAUUACUUUUAUAUUUAUACAUUUUAGAUUGAAUGGUUUGAUAUUUAUUGCUCUAGCCUGUUUUGGAGUUAUUUUGUUGCUCUGUUAAGAUGGAGUUCAGUGGCAUUAACCCUGAAUCUGUAAACAAAUCUCACCCAUAAAACACAACAAUAAAAUGAACUUCAAACUACA
Melozone crissalis (California towhee) is the source of this 1960-nucleotide messenger RNA. It is a transcript of the gene STAMBPL1, whose product is annotated as STAM binding protein like 1. Gene Ontology annotation, biological process: protein K63-linked deubiquitination. Gene Ontology annotation, cellular component: membrane; endosome. Gene Ontology annotation, molecular function: metal-dependent deubiquitinase activity; protein binding; K63-linked deubiquitinase activity. The record is from RefSeq and is a predicted model, not a curated record. Lineage: Eukaryota; Metazoa; Chordata; Aves; Passeriformes; Passerellidae. The transcript has 12 exons. Bases 349 to 1710 code for a protein of 453 amino acids.